AUAUAUAUAUAUAUACGUACAUAAUACAUAUGUAUAUAUAAUUUAUAUAAAAUAUAUAUAAAAUUUGUACGAAUAAAUUAUUGUGUAUUAACUCAUAAAAUGUCAAUGAAAACUAUUAAAUGAUUCUCCAGAGGAAACAGUUUCAUAGGAUCAUUAAUUGAGAAAAACAUUAUUUACAAAUAAUAUACACAUAAAGAAUUAAAUUUGUAUAUUUAUAAAGACAUCAUUAUAAUAUGGCGCCCAAAGACACAUACCUCUUUUUUUCUGCCUCUUAUCGCGAUUCUAGAUACUUCCCCUGUGUUGCAAAAUUCGAUACUUCUUUUUAUUAUACUUCAAAUUAAAGUCGUUUAAAUAUUGUUUCAAUCAAGUAUCGAUGUUGACAAAUUCAUUCGUAAGUCUUAACGAUACAGAAAGUUUGGUAUGUUAAUCUACCAAAAUGACGAGCAAGUUUAGAGUUACAAACCUGUUUAGAGUUACAAAUGAUUAAAUAUAGAUUCACAGAAUCAAUUGCUACACCUAAUACAUAAAACAUGUAGCAAUAUAUAGAAACAAAACCGCAUUGCAAAAGACCUUGCGGUUUUUCCGAAACAAAAAUUCGAAAAAUCAUGCCUCUGGACGGGAAUUCCCCCUCGAUACCAAAAAAUAAACAUCACAGAGAAUAAUCGCACGCGAUUCUGGCGAUCGAAACGUAACACGUCCCAGCUUCCACCCGGGAAACUUGAACGGGAAUCGACUCGUCAACAAACAAUCGUAUUCGAACUCGAAGAUGCGAAGACGAUUAAACGCGCGACACUUUAUAAUUGCGUACUUGCGUCCCGUUUCCAAUAUGGCGGACAUCUUAAAGAUGCGCGCGAAAAAAAAAAGGGAGCCGUAGGAAGCGGUUCCCGAUCGAUGAGAAUUCACGGCGGUCGAGCCCGAGUCGAACGUGAUCAGGUCGGUUAGUAAUUCCUUAGCGAACGAGAGACCCCGGGAACGCGCACGCGAUAGCAACACGAAACACGGCACGGAUAAUAUACGUUGACGACCGGCAGCGCCGUCGCACAUGCGCGUCCUGACGCGCCCCUGUUCGUCCACCGAUUUCGAUUUUAGUCACUCCCGGGUUCGGCUUCGGGGAAAAUCGUUCCGCUACUCGUAGACGAGGACCGUCAAAACGCGUCGUGAGAAAAAACGUUCCGUUCUUAAGCGGCGACUGCUCUCUCCGAUCGAGGAUAAAUAAACGCGUUUCCACUCGUCGUUAUUCGCGUUCGGCGAUCUCUCAGGCUCGUGAUGAGUAAUCUCGUACGUCGGAGACGCACCACGAUAGAGAAAAGUACGAAAAUUUAGGCGAUUCCAGUGUCGUUGAUAGACGAACGACCGAAUCUGUUACCGGUAGUUGUGGAACGUUAUGCACACUGGGAUACGCGAUAGGAAUACAGUGUUUGGUUUCGUGUCCGGCUGUUUGUCGAGAGUAACCGAACCCAGGUAGAGACCGGUGGCCAAUUCCUACGUGAAUUUCGAAUAUCACUCCGAGAAAUCCGCUCUCGUCGAAGGGUCGAUCAAUUGUCCGCUCGUGGUUUGUCGGAACAACGGCUCUCUGUCGGGAGACACUGUACGAAAAACGAACCGGUUCGUAGCCGCGAAUCGAAAGACUGUAUCGAGUUAAGUGACACACCGUGAGAGAGAACAAAGAGAGAGGAACAGAGAAACGGAACGUAAAAGACAAGAGGUACAGUAGAGAACGACGACGUAUCUGUGGCGUGUGCCACUCGAUAUCGUGCUCGGUCGCAACGGUUGCCAUUUUAUAGCCGGUCGCUCGACCGAGAUCUUCGGGGAGGCACGAAGGAGAGGGAGUGACUGAAGAGUACAGUCUGCAGAAGAAACGGAAAACACUAUCGGCGUAAGAUCCGACUAUAAAGCAACGCGACAGAGACGAAGCACGACGGCCGCGACGGCGGGUCGGCUUGUACUGGUGGCCUGCAAGGACACCUUGAAACUGACUACCCGCCAUUUCCUGAAGGAGAAACGUGCCAAAGGUCGAGACAGGAUCGCGUCUGCCAGUGAAGAUACCGUGGAGGGUGUCAGAUUCGAGGACGUCACGAUGAAGCAGGAACCAGAAGACGAGGAGGACUGCUACUUCGAGGGAGGGGAUAUGCCGUCACCCUCGUCGUCACCGUCGUCAGUCAGCCGUCAUGGGGGAGCCACGCCACGCGUUCGUUCCCAUGCACGUAGCCUUCGAGCUAUGACCAAUCCUAGCGCGGUUUGGGCACACUUCGACUUGUGCGCAAAUGAUCCUUUGCGUGCACAAUGCCGUAUCUGCGGGGCGGUCGUAGUCAGAGGUGGCGCGAACCCACGACAGUGCGGUACGACGAACCUUCAUCGGCAUCUUAGGGUACAUCACGGUGGCAGACUCAUUGGCAGUCGUUAUCACGUAUUACAAUCACCAUCUCAGUCUAAUACAGGUGGGAAGACCAUUAGGAUAGCUGCACAGUCCCUGGUGAGACCUCACAUUCGGAACAUUGCGCCAGCUCCUUCUUCACAACAACAACAGCAGCAACAGCAACGCCAACCAAAGACUCUUGUGUUAAAAACGAUACCUCUAAAAGUAAAGCAAGUCGCACCAACAACUAUUAAAAUGCCUCCUCGGCAAGCCAGCCAAUCGUUACCUCAUAAUAUCGUACAUCAACAACCUACAGAGGUUUGUCUAAGAUGGAACAGUUAUCACAGUAACAUGCAAAACAGUUUUCCAUCUUUGUUAGAUUCCGAGCAGUUUGUUGACGUUACCUUGGCCUGUGAAGGCCGUUCGUUAAAAUGUCACAAAAUGAUAUUGUCGUCGUGUAGUGAUUACCUCGCGGAGUUGUUACGUGAAAAUCCAUGUCAGCAUCCAAUUAUUUUAAUGAAGGACCUUAAAUUCUGGGAAGUCGAAGCGCUAGUCAAAUUUAUGUACCGUGGCGAAGUUAACGUUCCUCACGAUAAAUUGCCGCAACUGUUAAAUGCGGCUGAAGCGUUGCAAGUGAAAGGAUUAGCUGGGCCCAAUCCUUCUUCGCAGAAUCCAAAGCCGCCACUGCUUAUUCCGCAGUCGAAACCAUUAGUAACUCAACCAGUAGUUCCUCGAGCCACUUCAGAGACCAAAGAAAAAGCUUCCACUUCCGGAGUUACUACACCAUCUAGUCCGAAACGUGCGCAAAAGCGACAACAUUCAGACCCCAUCGAACCAAAACCCUUUACAAAGAUACGCUUACAACGACCAGUCACACCAACAUCGCCUACUAUUGCAGUUAAGAUGGAACCGUUAGAUAUACCUCUUAGCCCUACGAUAUUUUCUGAAAAUAACGAGGACAGUUCGACUCCCUCAAAUUUCGACAAGCUAAUGAGUUUACACGAAGAUGACGAUCCAGGUGGCAAUGAAACCACAGACGGCGAAAGGGAAAUUUUCUGCGAAAUUCCUGAACCACCUGAUAUAAAUGAUAGUGAAGAUCAAAUGGAAUUUGUACCUACAGACUUUUUAGACCAAGAACAAGAUAUAGUCGAGGAAACGGAAACUGCCUCAAAUAAAGAUAGUAAAGAAGAAUCCAGAGAUUAUAGUUCGAUUGAGAUUGAAGAUGGUGAAAAAUGUGAAGUUGAAAAGGAACAAUCUUCAAAAGAAAAGAAACCUGUUUAGUAAGAUGAUCAUUCAAUGAAUCUGAAAGAAAUUUAUUUAAUAUUGGAGCGUUUGAUGAAAGGCGAGAACGAACAUAACAAUGUCGAUGCUUUAAUUUUUUUUUAAGGAUUAUUAAGGUAAUGCAGUAUACAUACACAUGGUAUACACAACUUUUGUGAUAUUGUUAUGUGUAAACUAUUAUUACCAAUUAUUUUUUGUAUGUAUGUUGUUUUAAUUUUAUUUGUUUCCGAUCGGUUGAAACAUAGAAUACAAUACAUAGUGAAUUGAAACUCUAUGUUAUAAUUUGUUCUCAGAAAAGUAUGACAAAUAUUUCGUUGACUGUGUAAAUAGAGUAUACGUAAUUAAACAGUAAAAUUAUUUUUACCAUUUACUGUGCGAAUCGUAGCGGUAAUAUAUAUCUUUCGAAUGUCUUCAUAAAGUUCACUGUUCGAAAUUAAUAUUUCCAUAUGAAUCAUUACGUCAUUACGAUUCAAAUGGGAAUUAUUAAAUUAUACAAAAUGAUUCAUUGUAUAUAUUUGUUAUAUACAAAGUACCUAUAACCAGGUUUAUUGUGUGACUCGAGAAGCUUCUACAUGAUAUAUGACUUCUCCUAUUUUAAUUAUAAUUUUUUUUAACAAAUCGAACUACUCCUCCAUAUUGCUCUAAUCUUAUUAUUCAAAGAUAGAUUUGGAUGUUAAAUAUGGCUAAUCAAGUUUAACAAUGUGACUUUUAAUUUAAAUUAUUAAUUUGUCUCGUUUUUUAAAAGAAAAGUUAAUGUACCUGUUGAAUUACUAUCAGUUCUUGCAGUAUAAUUUAUCAAGACCCAGUACAAAAUUAGUAAUUGUGAAUCAUGUUAAACAACUUCCAAUAAUCUUUAUUUCAUAAUUUGUGCUGUGUAAAAGAUUGUUUAUUCUGGCAUUAUAUUCCUUCUAUAUACAUAUGCAUAUUACAAGCUAAGUAGAUGUCUGAUUUCGCUAAUAAAUCGAUGAAAAAGCAAUGCAUUUAUACGUUAGUCAUACGUAACCAUUCAUUAUUAUUAGAUAAGAUUGCCAAAUCGAUCCGUUGAAACGUAAAUUGAGGAUUCAUAAUCAUCGUACUUUUUAUUGUUAUUCCAAUUUUAGGUUUUUAGAUUAUUCUAUAAAUUUUAUUUUUAGAAAAAAUCUGCACAGAAUUUUCUGUUUAAUAUUGUAAGUACGCAUUAUAUUGAAGUAAUUAUGUAUAUGAUACAUACUAAAUCGAAGAUAUCUGCGAAAUUAUGUUUAAUGUAAAAAUACGUGCAUGAUUGGGCAGUAUGUGUAAAUUGUAACAUGUGAAAUUAUGUCUUAUAAAUAAAUUGCUAUAACAAUGUGUAGCAAAAUUAUUACUUGUAUUCUUCAAUACA
Messenger RNA from Hylaeus anthracinus, 4997 nucleotides. RefSeq names its product protein tramtrack, beta isoform-like. The coding region runs from base 2078 to 3637 and encodes 519 amino acids. The transcript has 5 exons. Gene Ontology annotation, biological process: regulation of transcription by RNA polymerase II. Lineage: Eukaryota; Metazoa; Arthropoda; Insecta; Hymenoptera; Colletidae. Gene Ontology annotation, cellular component: nucleus. Gene Ontology annotation, molecular function: DNA binding; protein binding. The record is from RefSeq and is a predicted model, not a curated record.